GCCGCUUCCGGCCUCCAUUUUACGCGGCGGCAGCGGCCGGAGGCCGAGGCGGUGCCGUGGGCGGGGGGUUCGGCCCGGACGGGCGCGUUCGGAGUGCCGCGUUGGUUCUUCUUCCUUGGGCGCGGUGGACGAGGUUGUGAUCUCCUGUGGCUGCGGUUCCCGGAGUGCCUGCGCGGGGAUGGGCUCCCCCAGCUCCCCCGGGAAGUUCGGCCCCGGCCGCUGAGCCCGCCCGGAGCCCCCCGAAAGGUUCGCGGGUCGUGUCCCCGGGGAGCAGGAGGAGAGCGGGGCAGGGCCGGCCGGCCCCGCGGGCAGCAUGGACCAGAGCGUGGUGGAGCACCCGGUGACCCUCAUCAUCAAGGCCCCCAACCAGAAAUACACCGACCAGACCAUCAGCUGCUUUCUGGAGUGGACUGUGGGCAAGCUGAAGUCCCACCUCUCCAAGGUGUACCCCAGUAAGCCGUCUACAAAGGAUCAGAGACUGGUGUAUUCUGGCAGACUGCUUCCUGAUCAUCUGCAGCUGAAAGAUGUUCUCAGAAAACAAGAUGAAUAUCAUAUGGUUCACCUGGUAUGUACAUCUCGGACACCCCCAAGUUCUCCAAAACCCAGCACCAGUAGAGAAGGUCAUGGAGCAUCAACCUCCAGCAGUAGCUCAAAUUUAGACCGUUCUGGAUCAACUGCUGCCUCACCCACAAACCAAGAAGCUGCUUCUACGUCUUUGAACACUAGUGCAGAUGGAGUGAGGCAUCGUAAUCUUCCACAAGCACACAGCAAUCCCAUGCCAAGCCACCAGUUCCCUUAUUUAAUGCAAGGAUGUCCUGGUUUACUACAGUUCACUACAUCAAAAUCUUUUGGGAAAGAGUUGGAAAUCUUGCCAAAACAUGCUAUAUGCUCUAGGAGCAACAUAGGCAACCAGUUUCCAGGCCAAGGUGCUCCUGCUGGGUUUUCCAUGUAUCCUGCAUUCAGUCCCUUACAGAUGAUAUGGUGGCAACAGAUGUAUGUACGUCAGUACUACAUGCAAUACCAAGCUGCUGUUUCAGCCCAAGUGACUUCCAGCACUGAGCCAGCGAGAUCUGCAGUUGCCCAGGGUGUAAAUUCAGAACACGCUCCUGCAAAUGAGCCUGCAGCAGUGCCAAAUGUAGCUGUCCAGGACAACAGGCCUGUAAACCAAAAUGUUCAGAUGAAUGCACAGGGUGGCCCAGUAGUGAAUGAAGAGGACUUCAACCGGGACUGGCUGGACUGGAUGUACACGUUCUCUAGAGCAGCAAUUCUUCUGAGCAUUGUAUACUUCUAUUCUUCUUUCAGUCGGUUUGUCAUGGUAAUGGGAGCCAUGCUGCUGGUUUAUUUACACCAAGCUGGAUGGUUUCCCUUUAGGCAAGAGGGAGGCCAGCAACAGGCAGCCAAUAAUGCAGAAGUGAACCGUGAUGGGCAACAUGCAAAUAAUCCUGAUCUUGAAGAGAUGGAGCGACUUAUGGAUGAUGGGAUUGAUGAAGACAGCGGAGAAGAUGCAGGUGAAGAUGGCAAUACAGAGCAGCAGCCUGGAUUCAUGGCUUCUGCUUGGUCCUUUAUCACAACCUUCUUCACAUCACUGAUCCCUGAAGGGCCUCCACAGGUUGGCAAUUAAAGUGGAAAAAGAACUGUGUCAGGCAGCCUCAGUAGCCAUAUGUAGAAGUGGAGCAGAUUCUAGAGAGUGUUCUAAAUACAGUGCAAUUUCUGAAAAUUUAUAAUGUUAUCUUUUUGAUCAUGGUGUACAAAAAUGUGUAUUUUUUUUUUCUUUUGGCUUUCUCAUGCAUUGACUAUUUUAAGCACAAGUGGACUACUAAAUGCUUUCUUUAAGAUUCUUCUUUUUCUGAAGAAUAAAAUGUAAAGAUAUUGGUCUUCCAUGUUUUGUUUUAUUUUCAAAUGUGUGUUACUCUGAUGCAAAGAGCUUGUAUGUAAUCUGCACCCUUACCUCUUUAAAGAGCUGUUAAAAGUAUGAAUGUUGACAGACCUUUCCAAAUGCUCUCUAUUUACCGGAAUAACUAAUCUUGUGUUUGAUGCAGGGUAUGAAUUCUCACAUGGGAUUUGGAACUUACAUAAUUCCUGAGAGAAUGCACUUAACACAAGGGUUACCUGUUAAUGGCAUGUUGUCUUCAUGUCAGAACAUAGUAAGCUUCUUCGUUUAAAAAGCUGAGAGCUUUUUCUUGAGACUGUACUGACAUUCAUUAAAGUUGGAGGUAUUUGACAGCUCUUCAAAGACAAUUGGCAGUGAUGGGAUAAACCUUAAAUGUUUGAUACAUACAGUACUUUUUAAGGAGAAUAUAGCUGUGCUGGGGCAAAACAUGUACAUUAGGUUUUUUAAUAAAGACUGUUAUGGUAACUCUUUUGGAUGUUUAUAUGCGUAUUUGAAUGCAAAUGGCUAAAUUGUGCCUCCUUAAGGAUGAGGAUAUGAUUAAUUUGCGAGUGUAAUAAAGUUAUCAUGGUGGCAUUAAUGACAUUGACCAAAGUGAUGUGUUUGUAGCAGCGUCUAUACAGUUACGAGUAUGCUAUCAACACCAGACUGUCUGUAUUCUUUAACUUCAUUAACCUAAUUAAAACUGAGAAAGAAAAUGGUACAUGAGAGAGUAGCAGAGUGCUAUGUCAGGUUUUUGGUUGCUUUCCUUAAUCAUUGUCAAGAAGGUACAUUUCGUUUUGUUCUUAAUUCUGAAGUUAUGGUGUGCUCUCUAACUUAAAAUUGUCUGCAAAGAUUCUGUUACACUACCACCAAAGUAAAGCCUGUUUGACCUCAA
Melospiza georgiana is the source of this 2765-nucleotide messenger RNA. It is a transcript of the gene HERPUD2, whose product is annotated as HERPUD family member 2. Lineage: Eukaryota; Metazoa; Chordata; Aves; Passeriformes; Passerellidae. Gene Ontology annotation, molecular function: protein binding. The transcript has 9 exons. Bases 314 to 1621 code for a protein of 435 amino acids. The record is from RefSeq and is a predicted model, not a curated record. Gene Ontology annotation, biological process: endoplasmic reticulum unfolded protein response.